GCGCCCCGGGGACAACGCGCGGCGCGAUGGAGGCGCUGCUGGUCCUGGCCAACUGGAGCACGCUGCUCGUGUGCAUGGUGCUCAAGCUGCCGCAAGUGGUGGCCGUGCUGGCUGCCCGCUCCGCGCGCGGCGUCAGCCUGGAGAGCCUGGUGCUGGAGCUGAGCGGCUUCCUUGUGUUUCUAAGAUACCAGAGUUACUACAGUUAUCCCCUAGAGACUUACCUGGAGUACCCCAUCCUAAUUGCACAAGAUGUCAUUCUCCUGGUCUUUGUUCUGCAUUACAGUGGCAACAUGAAGCAAGCUUUGCCUUACAUAGUCAUAUUUGUGGGAGGAUGGUACUUUCUAACUCUGCAGAAAUGGAUAAUAGACCUGGCCAUGAAUUUGUGUACGUUAAUCAGUGCAGCAAGUAAAUUUGCUCAGCUGCGGUGUCUGUGGCAGACAAGAGAUUCCGGACAAGUGAGUGCCCUGACCUGGAGUAUGUCUGCAUACACAUGUGCAACAAGAAUAGUUACAACUAUAAUGACCACAAAUGAUCUUAUGGUUCUAGUCCGUUUCAUAAUCAUGCUGGUUCUUAAUAUAUGGGUCACAGCCACAAUAUUGCGUUACCGGAAGACUGAAAAGACUGAUUAGAUGACAGCUUCUCUCCAGCUGCAACAUAUGUCAAACAGUUUGGACCAAAAAAUACAGUGAAGCCUGAACAAGAGACCUCCAUGUCCAGGCAGCCUUUUGUAUGCCACCUGCCUCAUAUUAUCCCUUAAAAGAUUAAGUACAACGUUGCUUAGGUUUUAUUACAAUUAUUACUACUUAACAAAGCAUAUUUUAUUAGAAGUAAACUUUAUU
This is a messenger RNA of Emys orbicularis (European pond turtle), 839 nucleotides long. RefSeq names its product solute carrier family 66 member 3 (gene SLC66A3). NCBI's taxonomy places the organism in Eukaryota, Metazoa, Chordata, Testudines, Emydidae. The record is from RefSeq and is a predicted model, not a curated record. The transcript has 7 exons. The coding region runs from base 27 to 629 and encodes 200 amino acids.